CACGCAGUAAACAUCCAUCCGUCCAUUUAUUUAUACAUCUAUCUGCUUCUUCACCAUCCAUCAUCUACAGCAUCCAACAUCGUCCAUGCGAUGCCGUUACCAGUACACCCACACCUACAUCCGGGGUACUAUUCCCCUUCAUCGUCCUCUUCACCUCUUGAAUCCAACUCAUUCCCCGUAGUCGGUCCGGAUCAAGAUGAUAUAACCACCGGCGACGAUGAGGACAACAUGUUUAGAGAUAUGAGCUUUGACGAGAUCCUUGAAGAUCUUAACGCCAGGUUCUUAAUAAAUCUUCCAAAAGAGGAGAUGAACUUGUUGAGAGUGUACUGGCAAGCUGAACAGGCCCAUUGGUUCUAUGAAGAUUAUCUUCGUCCACUGAACCCCUCUCUCCCCUCUCUUUCCCAACGGCAAUUCACCCGGUUAAUCAUCGAGUCAUCACCGCUGUAUAGCCGACUCGUAUCUGGGAGUGCUGUGGAUUAUGAGAGUGUUUGGGACGAAUACAAGUCGUACAAGCGGAUGGUCCCUUGUUGCGGAGGUAUACUUUUGAAUAAAGAGGGUGACAAGGUGUUGCUAGUGAGAGGGUGGAAGUCAAAUGCGGGAUGGAGUUUCCCUAGGGGCAAGAUCAAUCUGGCUGAGAGUGAGGAAGCUUGCGCUGUCCGAGAGGUGGAAGAGGAAACGGGUUUUGAUUUGACGGGGAUGGUCAACCCUGAUGACAAGAUCAAAACAUAUAUCAACGCUCAAGAGGUUACCAUGUUCAUUGUCCCAGGCAUCGAUGAGGCUACAGAGUUUGAAACGCAGACGAGACACGAGAUUGGAGCGAUUGAGUGGGUCGCCCUUCAAGACCUCCCUACGUGGUCUGGAAAUAAGAGAGGUCCCAGAAAGACAGCAAAAGCCAAAAGAUUUUACAAUGUAACCCCCUUUGUCAAUCCUCUCAAAUCAUGGAUGAAAGAGCACGGAAUGGACCCUUAUCCCAAAGCACGUCAAUCGAAGCCUACAGGUAAAAACUCCUCCGUUUUCCACCGGGACAUCCAGCCUUUCCAAUUUGACACCUUUACCGGCUCUCCAUCCAACUCGCCGGUCCCUCACGCCCCUUCUCCUUCACAUUUUCCUUCCCGUGGAUCCUCAGCGUUGGACCAGCUUUUCACAAAGUUCAUACAUAAGCAAGAAGAAGAAAUUAUGGCACCUUCUCGAGCGGCGGUAUUGGGUAGCGAUAACAACGCCGGUUUGGAGAGAUUGUUUGGCGGACUUAACGUUUUGCAAGAGGAAGAAGAUGCAUUGCGUUUGCGCCAGAGGCAACAGACAGAGGAAGAGAUGAGGAAGAAGGAGGAUGAUGCGCUCGCGAGAUUGUUGGGUGGGGUAGGAGGGGCGACUCCGCAGAAGGAGGCUCCUCAGCCCCAGCCUCAGCCCCAGCCUCAGGGAAAGACUUUGAAGCAAACCAAUUUGUUGGCGAUGCUAAAUCAGAAACCUAGCGAAGCGCGUCCUGCUGCAAAAACGCAACCAUCAACCCAAACUCAAACUCAGGCCCAACCCCAACCCCAUCACGACAGACUUCUUUCCGUAAUUUCCCCUCAAGCACCCCCUUCUUCUCUUCGAAGAAACGUCGCUGCUUUAUCUGGGACUGGCAAUAUGGCUGGAAUCAGAGACUCUGACGCUGGUGUCGUCAUUACCACCUCUCAAUCGAGCACACCGUCCGCUAACAGGUUAGAAAGCGAGAGCGGAGAGACAGAGAGGCAAGCAAGGGCAAGGGCGCUGUUGGAUAUGACAAUUGCAGGGAUAGGAGGCAGUCCGGCAACAGAAAUAGGUUCGGCGCCAACAGCGGCGACGAUGGCAACGGCGAGGACUGAUGGUGAACAAGGUAAACAAUUAGUCUCACCUCCACUGGGGUCAAUGCAAACGCAAAGCACCAUCCCACCACAGUCUCUGCCACCUAACCUCGCACGUCAUCCUUACGCACCCUAUCCAUCUCAGUCAUCUUACCCAUCUCAUGAGCCGCUCUUGUCCCACCCAGCCCCUCCGGCUCCUCCGGCUCAUCCGUCCCUUCCACCCCAUCCGGGACACGGGCAUGCAAAUAUGAACAUGAACAUGAAUACCAAUGCGACCCAAGCCCGACCACCUAUCAUCGCCCCACCGCCCAUGUCGAUGCCUAUGCCAAUGCCGAUGAGCCAAUCUUACCGUCCCGCUGCCCAUGUUCCUCACCCCCACCUUACUUCUCCGCAGAAUAUGCAGGGGAUGUACAUCAACCUAGGCGCCCCUCAUGCACAGGGAUUAGCUCAAGUUCCGGGCCAAGGACAAGGACAACAAGGACAAGGGUACUAUCAGACGUUCCCGGGGGGCUCACCGCCACACACGCAGAUUGGUUCCCAGCCCAUAUCGGUAAACAUGCCAGGACCAGGACCAGGACCAGCGGUAGGCUAUUACAACAGUCCGCCCGUGCCCCAGGGUCAAGGAAUGUUGCCUCAUCAGGUGAAUGUGAAUGUGAAUGGGCAACAGCAGCAUCAGCAUCAACAUCCGCUCCCCAUGCCGCCUAUACAUAAUCAAGGGUUACCUCCCCAGUUGGGUCAGGUGGGUCAGUAUAAUCGCGUUGGACAAAUUGGGCAGAGUGGGCAGAAUGGGCAGAGGACGUUGCCUACAAAGUCAUCAUUCGCGGGGGUUCAGACGCAGGGGCAGGCGGCGAAUGUGUACCACCCUAUACCCCGCCCGCCUAUGGGAGCUGCAGGGUUGUUGGCGAUGCUCAACGGGGAUAGGCAAAGUAAAUGAUAGGAAAGAAGAGUUGAGAUGGACGUGGAUUAGAAGGACAGAGAUGGACGUGGAUCUGCAAGGUUGAAGGGACGAAUGUGGUUAGUAAAUGUCUCCAGUGAUAUGCUUUGUGGCCUCUUUUUGGAUGCUGUAUAGUAUGGCAAUGAAGAAGAGUAUGACGGUAGGGAAAUGGCGUGUACUUCUUAAUGACCGUGCAUCGAACCCGGCCAGAGGAAGCGAUAUGGUAUGAGCAUAAGAUUCACAUUCAGGACUGCUUCUUCCCUAUUAUCUAAAGUAUAUAGAAAAAUGUGGAUUGCAUACGGUAGAUGAACGCGUGGUAACGCAACUGCCAUGCUUAAAGUCACCUUUUCACUUUGAUUAUCUAAUUCUUCGAAAACACAUGAAUAAUGAG
Messenger RNA from Cryptococcus deneoformans JEC21, 3148 nucleotides. RefSeq names its product deadenylation-dependent decapping-related protein, putative. Lineage: Eukaryota; Fungi; Basidiomycota; Tremellomycetes; Tremellales; Cryptococcaceae. The record is from RefSeq and is a predicted model, not a curated record. Gene Ontology annotation, molecular function: RNA binding; manganese ion binding; 5'-(N(7)-methylguanosine 5'-triphospho)-[mRNA] hydrolase activity. The coding region runs from base 91 to 2757 and encodes 888 amino acids. The transcript is spliced from 5 exons. Gene Ontology annotation, cellular component: P-body; cytoplasm. Gene Ontology annotation, biological process: deadenylation-dependent decapping of nuclear-transcribed mRNA; nuclear-transcribed mRNA catabolic process, nonsense-mediated decay.